Molecule: messenger RNA, 1162 nt
Organism: Bombina bombina (fire-bellied toad)
Lineage: Eukaryota; Metazoa; Chordata; Amphibia; Anura; Bombinatoridae
Gene: TMEM182
Product: transmembrane protein 182
Exons: 5
Coding region: 163-873 (236 amino acids)
Cellular component (GO): membrane
Source: RefSeq, a predicted model, not a curated record
CGUUAAUGAGUUUGGAGUUUGCCAUCUGCAAACAGCUUGAGAACUAGAUGUAAAUACAUUUCAGGGAAGCAGCACAUAACCUCUCUUAUAGGAAAAUCUGCACCAUUUUUAUCAAUUAGGGAUCAUUGAUUUGUGUUAAAUUUUGGACUUCUUGAAUACAAUAUGAAGCUAAGCGUUGGAAUAUUUUUUGGAGGCUUGUUUGGUGCUAUGGGAUUUUUAAUCUUUUUAGUGGCAUUUGGAUCAGAUUAUUGGGUUCUUGCCAUGGAAGUUGAAAAUUGCUCUGCGAAUCAAAGCAGUUUGACGGGUGAAGAUAGUAAUUCUGUCCUUUUACACCAUGAAGGAUUCUUUUGGAGAUGCUGGUUUAAGAGUGAUAUAGGAAAUGACACAAACAACAUGGGAGCUUUUUGGAUAACCAAUCAAGCAUCUACAAAGAAUUGCACACAUGCUUACUUAUCCCCAUUUCCAAUGAGCAGAGACAACAGCAAUUCUACAGCAUAUCAUUCUUCUAUUGUUUAUCGUGGUUUUUGGGCAAUAUUCAUGCUGAUUGGUGUGGCCACUGUUGUAGUAGCUGGUUUUGUCAUUAUCUGUGCUGCGCCAUUUACAAACCAUAGACUUUAUAAAGCAGGAGGAGGACUUUUCAUCACUUCUGGUAUAUUUUUCACUCUGGUGGUUGUCAUGCAUGUCAUUUGGGUGCAAUGGGUAGCUGAUCUGAAAACGUACGCGGACACAAGGCUGCAGGAUUGUUCACAAUUCAAUGUUCAUAUUCGCUAUGGAUGGUCUUUUAUGCUUGCUCCUUUUGGAAUUUUUUUCUCUUUGUUUGCAGGAAUGCUUUUCCUUUUAGUUGGACAUACCAUAAUGCUGCAUACUAAAUAACAGAAUUUGUAAGCGCACAUAACUUCUUAAUCUUUAAACAAAAAAAAUCAAGACUUCAAAUUCCUUUUCCUUCAAGGAAUUACCAACUGAUUGAUCAAUUAUCAGUCAUUUUGACUAUAUAUUUACAUAUGCAAAUGUUGGAUCAACAGUAUUAUACUUUUUUUUUGUCAUAACAAUCAGACCAAAUCACAAAUGCAUCAAAUAUAUAUACGUUUUUGUGAAUUGUUCAUGUUUUUCAUUAUCGCAAGCUAACAACAAUUGAAAAGAAAGGAAUGGGAAUGUAAUUCAA